Molecule: messenger RNA, 2352 nt
Organism: Rhopalosiphum maidis (corn leaf aphid)
Lineage: Eukaryota; Metazoa; Arthropoda; Insecta; Hemiptera; Aphididae
Gene: GCC88
Product: GRIP and coiled-coil domain-containing protein 1
Exons: 10
Coding region: 364-2238 (624 amino acids)
Cellular component (GO): Golgi apparatus
Source: RefSeq, a predicted model, not a curated record
UACAGAAUUGAUGACAUUAGCAAAUGUGCAUUAUUAUAUUAAUAAUGAAAACUGAAAUUUGAAGAUCUCAAAUCAAAUAUCAUCUAUGACCCUAUGGGCUAUCCGGCUAUGGCUCAAUUUAUUGCUCAAAUGCUCACUUACGAUGUUGCGAAACCUUAACGGUAUUAUUAUUCAAGACACGUCUUGUGAUUGGAAGCGUUCCAUUGAUUCAUUUAUAUUGUGUUACCUACCUCAUAAAUAAUAUUAUAUUUUAUUAAAUUCAUACUCAUUAACUAAAAGUUAUGUGAGAGUGUUCUUAAAUUAUAUGUAUACAAAAAACGUAUAUAUACAUUUUUUCUUAAUACCUUAUUAGUAUAUACUAAAAUGGAGCAGAAGGAAAAUAAUAGUCAGUCGUCAAUAAAGGAACAGUCCGAAUUAGAAAAAUACAAAAAGAAUUUGCACAAUUUAGUAGUUGCGUAUAAGAAACUAACACUAGAAAAAAAAGCUCUGGAAGACACAUUGAAGGCAUCCUCAAACUAUGAUAGAGAAGAUGCAUCAGAGACUGAUACUUCAGAGGUGUCUAAUGAUUCUCAACAAUCACGAUUUAUCAAUUUAGUAAAUACUAUAGCUAGUUUACAAAGAGAAAAAAAUGAAGCUGAAGAAAUUGCAGCUGAUGAAAAACAACACCUCCAAGAUAAAAUAUUUGAGCUUGAAAAAUUGGUUAAAGAAUUGAAUAAUAAAAUGGAUACAUUAAAAAAACUUCAACGAUUAGAGAUGGAAAAUAUUAAAGCAAAAUUCAAUAAAGAGCGAUUACAACGAGAAAAAGAAUUUAAUGACCACGGAGUUAUGAUGAGAGAAUUACAAAAAUUAAUGGCUGAGGAACGUAGGCAAAAAGAGCAAGCUGAAUCAUUAGCAGAUAGUUUGCAAAAAGAAAUUGUUCAUGUCCACAGAGAAAAUGAAAACUUAAAAAAAUCUACUCAAGAUAUGGAAGUUGAAUUAAAAGAUAUUAAACAAAAAUUAAAGUAUAGAGAAGAAGAAACAUCUGGUAUGUUAUCUCAGUUACGACAUGAAGUCAAAGCAGUGAGACAGAAUCAUUCAAUUGCCAUUGCUCAAGAACAACAAAGAGCAACAGACGCAGAAAAUCGAGCUAGGGAACUUGCAAUUUCACAUGAAGUAAGAGUCUCAAAUUUAGAAACACGUUUGACAGAACUUUCAAACUCAAUUUGUGUUUAUGAUAAGAUAAGACAUCAAGAUGAACUGACUAUACAAUCAUUAAAGGAACAAAUAAAUAAAUUGGAAAUAGAAAAUGAAAAUGAAAAUGAAAGUGAAAAUAAUGAAGAAUACACUGUAUCUGAAAUAGUUGAAAAAUUCAAGCACUUCAAAACUCUUUUAUUAAAUUUAGCUAAGACAUCAGAAGUUCCUUUAAAUAUUGAAGAUUUAAUAUUAAAAGAUUUUGAUUUUGAUAUUUACGAUUAUAAAAUGAAACACAUCGAACAUUCAGAUCAGCAAGAUGAAAAUAAUUUGUCUUCUAAACAAGAUAAUUCAGUUUUAUUAAAUCAAGUAAAAAGUUUAAAACAACAUGUCAACACACUGCAACUUGAACAAGACCAGCUGGAGCGCAAAUACAAAGAAAAAUUAGAAGAUAAUGAAGAAAAUAACAGUUGGAAAGAAAAAUAUAUGGCAAAUGAUUUGGAAUGGCGUAAACGGACAUCAAUUUUAGAACAACAGUUAUUAAAACAACGUGAUAAAGCACAAGAACUGGUAUUAGAAAAAGAACUGGAACUAAAUACUUUACGUGAAACUCUACAUUCUACAAAAUAUAACAGAAAAACAUCCCACUCUUCAACUGGCUCAAGGAAAGAGUUCCAGGAAUAUUUGGAUGAAGAAUCUAGUAAAAAAGGAUCACAUCUGCUUCAUUAUGCACACGAAUUAGCUCUGAAGGAUAUGGAGAUAUCCAAAUUUAGAAAAUCUAAGUCUAAAAUAGAAUCUAAGUACAGAGACUUACAGAAAAGUACAGCUGAUAUGCAGCAGCAAUAUAAAGCAGAUAUCGAUAAACUAAACCAACAAUUAGUUAGACUUGAAUCAUGUAAAUCUAGAGAAGGUGCUAAUUUAGAAUAUCUAAAAAAUGUAACAUUGAGUUACUUCCUUACAGCUGAUGAUAAAAUUCGAAAACAUAUGGUAAAUGCAAUAGCAGCAGUUUUGAAAUUUUCUGAUAGCGAAGCAGAAAAAGCCAUUAAAAGUUUAUCUCAAGGCAAAUAAAUACUAUUUUUUGUUUGAUUGAUAAUUAUUGAGUGAGAUUUAAUUAAUGUAAUAUAUAUAUUAAAUAUUUCCUAUUUUAGACGCUUAUUUAUUUUAUUUUGUUUUAAGUUUUUA